Molecule: messenger RNA, 3006 nt
Organism: Megalobrama amblycephala (Wuchang bream)
Lineage: Eukaryota; Metazoa; Chordata; Actinopteri; Cypriniformes; Xenocyprididae
Exons: 5
Coding region: 210-929 (239 amino acids)
Source: RefSeq, a predicted model, not a curated record
UAAUAAUAAAAAAAAGUGCACUGAAAGCUAACUGAAUUGUAAAUAUAUAUGAAUUGUGUAGUUUGGUUAAUGCACAGUGGAAUAAGUAUCUACAAAAUGUGGUCAGUGCAAACAUGACUUCAACUUCCUCUUGAUGUGGCUGAAUUUCCCCUCUUGAAAGUUCUGGUGUAAAGUUUCAUCUCAAAUGCACCAGAAAUCUAGACUGCAUCAUGUUGAAGUGUCUUAACAUCAUGAAGAUCAUGCAGCUUCAUCUUUAUCUGUUCAUAUGGUGUCAAGCUGCAGAGACUUUAACAGAUCAACUAGCAGAUUUGGGUCAAAAUGUGGCUAUAAACUGUGAUCUUGACGUAAAUGAGGUUAACUGGUUAUUACUGAAACUACCAGAUCCUCCAGUUCUGAUAUUACGCUCUUCCAAAACUUCAGCUACUUUUUACUACAGUAAAACUUUUAGGCAGAAAUAUUUAUUACAAAGUAAACAUCAUCUGUUGAUAAAUAAUGUCACUAUUGAUGAUUUAGGACUUUAUUACUGUGUGAGCACAGGCACACCUCCAAAAUACAGUGACGGCACCAAACUACACAUCAUUGUAUCAACUCCAACUCCAGAGAUCCAGAAUCAUACAGUGGUGAAGUACAUUGAGAAGAAUCAGUCACAUUGGCAGGUUAUUAGCCUCAUAUCUGCUCUGUUGAAUGCUGUUCUGAUCAUUGUGAUCACGGGACUAGUAAAGGUGUUUGUUCUUGGAAGCAAGAGAGCCAGAGACAACUUGAAACAAUCUCAAGAUACAAACCUACAACAACCUCAAGUUAUGGAUCCUGAACAGCCACAAGACUCAAGUCAAGUGCAGUACGCCACAGCAGACUUUUCCACUCCAUGUAAAAGGUUUCAGUCGAGACAAAUAAACAGCACAUAUGCGCUUCUACAGCUGCCCGAAUGAAGAACACAUAAUCAAAUCUAACACCAUUUAGUUUCCUUAUUCAAUGUAUUUGAAAAAGUAUCACAUAUUGCAUAACUCUAUGUAGAUCUCUUUAAUCAGCAUAAAGGGUUAUGCAAGAGACUGUUUCAUUUAGAAUAAGCAUUUUAAAGGGAAUUGUAAGUUUGGUUAAUACUUGCUUAUCUUGGAUGUAAUAUAGUUAAAGUGCCCCUAUUAUGCCUUUUUAUGGUUCCUAAUAUUGUUUUGGGAGUCUCCUACAACAGGUUUACAUGCAUGCAAGAUCAAAAAACAGUUUUGUUUUCUCAUAAUACACUGUGAAUGUGAUUUCACCAAGUAAAAUAUGUUGAUCCAGGAACAUGUCUUACUUGGCAAAAUCAAGGUGAUCCAUAAUGUACAUUUAAUUUCACCUGAGGUUUCAAUGUUUUGUAAACGAUUCGUUAGAAGCAGUUAAGUGAAUCAGUUUCUCUAAACCCCUCCUUUCCGUGAGCCUACACUGCUCUGAUUGGUCAGAUGGCCCAAUCCUUUGUGAUUGGUAUACUGCACGCAACGCGCGCCCAUUGACAUACCUGAAUGUCAGCUACCAGUUCACAAGACAUUGUAUAGAAUAUAUGGACAGAAAAGAUAGCAUCGAUUUUACUGUAUCAAUUCGAGCCCAAGUCCGAUGAUGAAAUGUCUGAAAUAGUCGAUCAACCAGAAACUGAUUCGCAAUCACGACUGGAGUAGGACAUUUCUCUAUGGUAAGUGUCACCUUAUUUAUAAGACGUGAUAGCAGCGUCACUGUUAUACUUUAUGUAGGUGCACCUGUAGGAACUGUAUCAGAAUGCCAAGUGAAGCUGAAAACAGACUUUAUCAUCAUAACUAUUGACAAAGAAAAAUGGAUAUAUCAUUGUUUGACAUUACAAUGGGUGUAAGAGAGAAUACUUCAACUAGUUAGCGCGGACUAGCAUCUUAACAUCCUAUUACAAUACAGAGAGAGCUCCACUCUACUGUAAUAAUAAAAACGCAGAGGAAAAUGUUGUAUGUUGUAAACUCCCACGUUAGCCGAGCACAAACGUUAAUAGCUGAUAAUGCAAUACAAAAAAAUUCGUGCUCCAUCCUUGAUUAUUACUCCAAGUAAUAAUACAGACAAGCUUUAAUAAUCGACACAUUUUUAGACAAUAUUGGACCCACAUCUAAAUAGCAAACUACAGAAAUGUGAGUUAGCUGGUUAGCAGGAGACAGGCUAGGGUGUAUGUUACACAGCAUAACAUACAAAACUACGAAUUUUGAAAGAUCGCAAGAAAAUAUAAACAUCAAUUAUUAAUCAUACUUACAGGUUGAGAUUCAGAGGAGCAAGCUGACCAAAGGUUUUGUGAAAGGUUUGAGAAGCUGUCGUCAAUAAAAUGACGGGAACACAACAAAAGAUUGUACUGCUGUGGUAUAGUUGAAAAAAUAAUCAUCUUUGUGCACAAUAAGUGGGCGGGCAAUAUGCUAAUGUUCCGUUGUGACGCCACAACGAAACGGCUUAGGGUUCGUUUUACAAACGACUCGUUUAAUUGACUCUGAGUCGACUCUUACUUUAGAGAGAUAAUAAAUUAUAGUGUGCACUUUCAGAUUUAAAACUUUGCAGGAUGUUUUCAUUUACUUAGAGCUAUGUUACACACUACAUGAAAAGUAAUUUUCAAAAAUCCAUAAUGGGGCACUUUAACUAUAUGUGUAAUUACUUGUCUUUUUGUCAUUGAGUUUGCAGAAUGAACCAUUACAUUGACAGAAAUAGUGCUGUAAUGUUAAUACACAUUUGAAUUGUGCCAUUCAGUGUUCAGAUAUCUUUGUAUGAUGUAAUGACUGAUAAACAAACUGGUUUCCGGUUCUAGUUUCAUGUCUUUCUUCUGGAUUCACCUCUGCUCACAUUAACUAAUGUAAGUUCCAUGUGUAUUUAUUUGGUAUGUACUCAUGUAAUGAAUGGGAUAAUGAACACAGCCAGUUUAACUGUACAUUAUCUGAUUCAUAAUUUAAUAUUCAUGAAACGCAUGUGUGUGUGUUAGCACACAAAUCAUAGGCUAUACACGCAACAUACACAUGCUGUUGUAUUUGUCCAAUA